CGCCGGGCAGCCCCAGGCGGGCGGCAGAGCUGCCCCCCAGGCCUGCCCGCUCCGGCCCUCCGCGGCCAGCCGAGCUGUGACACACGGGCGGCCGGCGGCACCAGCGCUGGGCCCGGCCGCCGUUACCGGCUGCCGCCUCUACCAGGGGCGGGCCCCGGCGGCGGCCGAGAGCCUGCGGAGCGGCGGGGCCGGGGGAGGCCGCCGUGCGUGGUGCCAGGCAGCCGUGAGCGCCGCGGCUCCGGCCGGCAGCCCGCCGUGCGGCAGGGGAGCCCGGCCCGGCCCGGCCCGGCCGGGACUGCCGGAGCCCCGCGGCCCGGGGGGCGGCCGGCUGCGCGCGCCUUUUGCGACGGCGGCGGUGCGCUUUCGCUUUACGGCAGGCAGCCUCGUUUCCAGCGGCGCGGGCGGCGUCCCGGUGUCGGCGCACGCUGCUGACGCACGCGGCCGGCGGCGGGAGCGGCGCGCGCGUGGGGAUCCGCCACGCGCGAGGAGGAGGCAGUAGAGGAUGUCUUUUCGUGGAAGAGGAGGCGGAGGAGGAAGAGGAGGCGGCUUCGGUCGCGGAGGAGGUGGCGGUGACAGAGGUGGCUUUAAUCGAGGUGGACGAGGUGGCUUUGGACGGGGAGGUGGACGAGGAGGCUUCAACAGAGGCGGAUAUGACCAGGGGCCUCCAGAAAGGGUAGUCUUAUUGGGAGAGUUCAUGCAUCCGUGUGAAGAUGACAUUGUUUGUAAAUGUAAAACAGAAGAAAACAAGGUGCCUUACUUCAACGCCCCAGUGUAUUUGGAUAAUAAGGAACAGAUUGGCAAAGUGGAUGAAAUCUUUGGGCAGCUGAGAGACUUUUAUUUUUCUGUGAAACUGUCUGAGAACAUGAAGGCCUCUUCAUUUAAAAAAAUGCAAAAGUUUUACAUUGAUCCAGCAAAGCUGCUUCCCCUUCAGAGGUUUUUGCCGAGGCCUCCUGGAGAAAAAGGUGCUCCUAGAGGAGGUGGUAGAGGAGGACGUGGUGGUGGACGUGGAGGAGGAAGAGGCGGUGGUAGAGGAGGAUUUGGAGGAGGAAGAGGUGGAGGAAGAGGAGGAGGAGGAUUCAGAGGAGGAAGAGGUGGAGGAGGAUUCAGAGGAGGACGAGGUGGUGGAGGAGGCUUUCGGGGAAGAGGACAUUAAAAAUGGAGCCACAAGUAUCUCCCCGCUGUCUUACCAUAUCACCUGCAAAAGUGAAGACCAAGAAAAAUUUUUGUAAAGGACCCUGAAAAAGUUCUUUUUGUAAAGAACUUGAAGCUGUAAAAUGACAAUUAUUUUUCACUUGACUGUUGGGCAACAUAUGAGCAGAACGUAGCCCCAGGCGAAGAAUUGAAGACUGCUCAGAAUAUACUUGAACUUUUAAAACUAGCCAGGAUUUAAGUUUAUACUUAAACUGUUUCUGAGAAGUGACAGAGUCAAUGCCUGACUUCUUGUGGGAGUUUGGAGUAAGCAAUCGAUUGCAAUGUUUUUUCAAAAAGCCCUUUGGGUUCAAUACAUGCACAUCAUCAGUAUCUUGCUCUAAGUAGACAUGUAAUUUAAAUAAUCUUUGUGAACCUUUUUUUAGAAACUAGUCUUCACAAUUUUGUGUUGAUGGAAAGUUUUUUGUAAGUAAUAAUGUAUAAAAAAGGAAGAUAGCAAAGGUUAUUUUGAUUAUUUUUUUUUCUGUAUAAAUCUCAAUGAAAGCCAAAGACAUUAAGACAUACUCUUCUUAGAAGGUGCUAUCUAAUAAAUAAGACAAGGUUAA
This is a messenger RNA of Apus apus (common swift), 1754 nucleotides long. RefSeq names its product GAR1 ribonucleoprotein (gene GAR1). The record is from RefSeq and is a predicted model, not a curated record. Gene Ontology annotation, biological process: snoRNA guided rRNA pseudouridine synthesis; ribosome biogenesis. The transcript is spliced from 7 exons. Gene Ontology annotation, molecular function: box H/ACA snoRNA binding. The coding region runs from base 503 to 1153 and encodes 216 amino acids. Gene Ontology annotation, cellular component: box H/ACA snoRNP complex. Lineage: Eukaryota; Metazoa; Chordata; Aves; Apodiformes; Apodidae.